AUGACCAACGACAACAGGACCUCUCCGAGUGAGGUGAUCCGCGGACGCAAAGGACAGCUCCCUCCGUCCGCCAUACAAGUCGACAAUCUGCUGUAUCCCGAAUCAACUCUCAAUUCGGCUGCCCUCGGCGACUCAAUGUCAGUCACGCAGGGUAGGCAAUUCACCCACACCAAGCCUCGCGAUAUCCCACAUGCAGGAUGGUUUAGACCUGUCCAGAAACCGGUGCGACAGCAGCAGCCAACGGCCCUCGCAAUGAUUUUCAGUCGACUCGCCAGACCACCUCCAGGCCGACAAAGUGUGUCGCCCCAGGCCAGAUAA
Messenger RNA from Cladophialophora immunda, 318 nucleotides. RefSeq lists its product as uncharacterized. The transcript has a single exon. The record is from RefSeq and is a predicted model, not a curated record. Bases 1 to 318 code for a protein of 105 amino acids. Lineage: Eukaryota; Fungi; Ascomycota; Eurotiomycetes; Chaetothyriales; Herpotrichiellaceae.